This is a messenger RNA of Thamnophis sirtalis, 922 nucleotides long. The record is from RefSeq and is a predicted model, not a curated record. NCBI's taxonomy places the organism in Eukaryota, Metazoa, Chordata, Lepidosauria, Squamata, Natricidae.
AUGGUAAGAGCAACCCACCACUGCGGCAGAGUGGUUGGGCCUCAUAUCCCAAAACCUGCAUUCUGUGUCCUAUUAAAAGACAAUAAAGUGCUGCAGCAACUAGCCUUGCAAAACUGCUCUGAUUGGUUAUCCGACAAGGAACUGCUUCCUGUGAUUGGUCAAAACCACCAGUUGCAACAGAUUGAAUUGAACGGCUGCCUACAGCUGAGCCGCCACGCUUUGGUGGCCAUCUCUUUGGGCUGCCCCAACUUACGGCAACUUUCUUUGGCCCAUUGCGAAUGGGUGGAUGGACUUUCCUUGCGGAGUCUCGCUGACCACUGCAAAGAGCUUGAAUCUCUGGAUCUCACAGCCUGCCGGCAGCUGAAAGACGAGGCCAUUUCCUACCUCGCUCAAAGAUGCCACAAAUUAAAAUCCCUUUCGCUGGCUGUUAAUGCAAAUGUUGGCGAUACGGCUGUAGAAGAAGUUGCCAAAGCCUGUUCUGAUCUGGAGCAUUUGGACCUCACAGGCUGCCUGCGAGUUAAGAAUAACUCCAUCAGGACCUUGGCUGAGUACUGCCCUAAGCUUCGUGCCUUGAAGGUGAAGCACUGUCACGAUGUGGCGGAAUCCAGCCUGAGUGUAUUGCGUAGUCGUGGAGUGGAGUUGGAUGUUGAACCUCCAUUUCAGCGUGCCCUAGUUCUCUUACAGGAUGUCGUGGGCUUUGCCCCAUUCAUUAAUCUUCAGAUCUAAUGAAAAUACUGGAAUCUGUUUCCGGGUAAUCCCACAAAGUUUAGAAGUUUAAGCUUCCAUCUUUUUCAUUAUGAACUGGGCCUGUUUUGAGCCAUUAAUUCCUCAUGUGGAAGUUUGAGUUGAAAAAAACAAACUAUGUGUUCUGAGCAAGGCUUCCCAAGAGCAUGAAGCAAAUUCCUUGUCCCAACAAAAAACC